UCUUUCAUGCCAAAAAUCAUUAGGAUAUUAAGUAAAGAUCAUGUUCCAUGAAGAUAUUUUGUAAAUUUCGUAUUGUAAAUAUAUCAAAACUUCAUUUUUGAUCAUUAAUAUGCAUUGCUAAGAACUUCAUUUGGACAAAUUUAAAGGCGAUUUUCUCAAUAUUUAGAUUUUUUUGCACCCUCAGAUUCCAGAUUUUCAAAUAGUUGUAUCUCAGCCAAAUAUUGUCAUAUCCUAACAAACCAUAAAUCAAUGGAAAGCUUAUUUAUUCAGCUUUCAGAUGAUGUAUAAAUCUCAAUUUCGCAAAAUUGACACUUAAGACUGGUUUUGUGGUCCAGGGUCAAAUUUAUCAAUUUUAAACGUAAUAUACACUACAGUUAAAAUUAUGAUCAAGUACUUUACGUGUGCUUUAGUAUGUUAGUCAACACAUCUAAAUAAGUGCACUUCUUUAAAGCAUGACAAAAGAUAAUUACAAUAAUGAUUUAAAAUGUAUUUUAAAGUAAAACUUUUCAUUUUGCUCUCUGUACGUGUGCUUAAAUGCCAUUUUAUUUCAUAUAUGAGCUGCAAGCACAGUUUUUGAAAGAAUGCCUUUAAGAUUUGAAGUACACUACAAUUGCACAUUUAUCACAAUUAAACACACUUCUUUUUCAAAAGGCUAAGUUUUAAGAGUAAUCUAGCAGUGAAAAAUCACAGAUUUCUCCACAAGUCAUAUCAGCUUUCCAAGCAAAGCUGUUGCAAUAAUCCAUUGUUAUUUUAAGUCAAUGGGAAGAUAAUGAUUAAAAGGAGUAAUGCUGAUGAAAAACCACACGUUGCAUAACUGAGUCAAAGGCCAUCAUAUGAGGAGGAAACGGAGAGAGAGAGAGAGAGAAAGAAGGAAUUAGUUAACACUGUAAACAGAGUGACAGCACAAGUAGUAUUUUAAGGAAAGACAAAGAAGAAGGAAAGAAAAAGGCGAUGAAGACUGAUAGAUGUAAGAAACUGUCAUGUAAAGAGCAACCUUUGGACCCAGAAAGGCCUGGAAGAAUAGAGAGCCUAGAUGUGAAUUCCAGUCCUUCGUUGUUGCUGAAUAUUGCCCUUGCACUCCAACAUGUGUUGGUACUGUCCUCUCUGUGUGCGCUGGUUGUGGAUACACUAAUUCAGGAAGUAGAUAAAGAAAGAAUAGUGGCCUACGUGCUCUUUUGCUCAGGUAUAUCUACACUGCUGCAGAGCUGGAUUGGAUCACGUUUGCCAUUGAUCCUGGCUCCAUCUUUGGACUUUCUGAUCCCUGCCUUGACUCUGCUUUCAGCUCAGUCAGGGACUGCUGUGGCCUGCAGGGGGCAGUGCACUGAACCAGAGGAGCCUGUGGCCCCAGCGCACCCAAUAAGAGAGUUGAAAGGCAUGGCUGUGGUUGCAGGUUUGGUGCAGCUCGCUGUGGGUUUGACUGGUCUGGCUGGCUUUGCACUGGGACAUUGUGGACCAUUAGUUCUGGCUCCUCUUCUCUGCAUUCUGGGUUUUUCCAUCUUCAGGGAGGCAGCACUGUUUUGUUCUGACCACUGGGGCAUGGCUGCACUGGCAAUUGUUCUUCUGGUGAUCCUGUCACAGCACCUGCACUACUUUCUGCAGCUGUCGGUGUUCUCCGUCUGCAAGAGACUUUCUGUACUUCUGUCUGUGAUGGUGACGUGUGGUGUUUGUGCUGCACUGGUGCACUGGGGACAUGUCCAUCUGAACUCUGUGACUCAGAUGCUCUCAACAAAGAGAAACGCCACCUUCAUUCAGUCCAGGAACGGUCCACACUCAUCUGACUUUGGCUUUCCUAAUGACUCUGUACCCUGGCUGGACUUUCCCCUUCCUGCGCCAGCACUCCCCCUGCUGUCUGGAAAAAGCAUUGCCGCAGGAGUGGCAGGAGGCCUGUCUAGCAGCAUUAGCUCUCCGGCUGUGUACGUGGUGGCAGCUCGGCUCCUGAAGGUUCCUGUGCCCCCAGCACAUGCCUGUAACAGGGGCCUGUGUGUGGAUGGACUGGGAAGUGUGCUCUCUGGCCUGAUGGGGGCGCCAGUAGGACUGUGCAGCAGCGUGCCUAACGCAUGUGUUAUUGGGCUCAGCCAGUCUGGGUCCCGGAGCACAGUGCAGCUCGCUGGGGUGUUGUUGUUAAUUCUGGGUGUGUCUCCUCAAUUAGCUCAGAUGCUCUGCUCAGUCCCUCUGGCCAUCCAUGGUGCUUUGCUCGGCGUGACCUACACGCUUGCCGUAGCAACAGGCAUAACUUAUUUCCAACAUGCAGAUGUUGACUCUGGACGCAACAUUUUCAACAUCGGCUUUACAGUGUUCAUGUCAUUAGCACUGCCUCGCUGGUUCAGACUUCACUCUAGUUUUAUACAAACAGGUGUACCCAGUGUUGAUGUUUUUCUCCAGUCUCUUUUAACCUUACCCGUUUUCUUUGUGGGGGUUUUGGCUUUUCUUCUAGAGCACACUGUUUCAGGGACUUUGCCUGAGAGGGGUCUUGUGCGACAUGAAGGCACAAAGAAGAUUCUGUCUCUGGCUGACCAGCAGCAGGGUUACAGCCGUAGUCCAGACGCGGUGUAUGACCCACCUCCACCUGUGAUGAAAGUGCUGGACCUGAGCGGCUUGAGAACCGUCCCGUUCUGUGCCUGCAGAAGCCCACCGGUUGAAGAGGUGGUAGUGGCUGUACCAGAGAUGUCUAGCUUAUUACCGGACAAGGAUGCUGGUGUUAGCACGAUCCUUCCAAAACUGGUUUUCGAGUGACAUUCUCAUUCCCCCUGCUUGCUUUCAUCUGUCAUUGUCCAUCAUGCUCCAGGGAUGGAAGUGUGUUGGAUCCAGCACAUGAGUCCCAACCCAGUGCAGCAGUGAGG
Messenger RNA from Onychostoma macrolepis, 2840 nucleotides. RefSeq names its product solute carrier family 23 member 3 (gene slc23a3). The record is from RefSeq and is a predicted model, not a curated record. Gene Ontology annotation, molecular function: transmembrane transporter activity. The coding region runs from base 952 to 2733 and encodes 593 amino acids. Lineage: Eukaryota; Metazoa; Chordata; Actinopteri; Cypriniformes; Cyprinidae. Gene Ontology annotation, cellular component: membrane. The transcript is spliced from 13 exons. Gene Ontology annotation, biological process: transmembrane transport.